This is a messenger RNA of Stomoxys calcitrans (stable fly), 228 nucleotides long. RefSeq names its product NADH dehydrogenase [ubiquinone] 1 alpha subcomplex subunit 5-like. Gene Ontology annotation, biological process: respiratory electron transport chain. NCBI's taxonomy places the organism in Eukaryota, Metazoa, Arthropoda, Insecta, Diptera, Muscidae. The record is from RefSeq and is a predicted model, not a curated record. The transcript is spliced from 2 exons. The coding region runs from base 31 to 228 and encodes 65 amino acids.
UAUGGCAAAAUCUUAAGGGCCGUUGCUAAAAUGCCACAAGAUGCCGCCUAUCGCAAAUACACUGAACAAAUUGUUCAACAACGUUCAAAAGCUGUGGAAGCCAACAAAGAUAUCACAGCUUUAGAGAAAGCAAUUGGCUGUGGUCAAGUCGAGGAAUUGAUUGUCCAAGCCGAAAAUGAAUUGGUUCUGGCUCGUAAAAUGUUGGGCUGUAUGACUUCCAUGCUAUGA